AUGGCAUCUCAUCAAACUACCGUUGGUACCGAAGACAAUGAACUUCGUUCAGUCCAAAAUUGUCAAGAAGCCUCUAACGAAGAAUGUCAGAAUGUAAUGGAAAUUCAAGAAAUGCACGUUCGAAAACCUAAAGUGUCUCAAAGUAAUUUCUUUCUGAAUAAGCCUUUUAACUUUAGUUCUCCUACAGAUAGCAUUUUAUCUCCCUGUACCAAAAUGUUACAGGCAAAGAAAGCGAAAAACUGUGAAGGUGCCAAACCCAGAAUUCUCAGUGGAAUUUUUGCCAAAGUGUUGAGAGAAGAACAAAAGAAAAAAGCUCAAGAGAAAUCUAAAAAUGGGAACGUUCAUGGUAAAAAAAAAGAUGAGACUAUGUAUUAUAUAAUCCCAUCAUCAUUUAUUUUUAUGCUAUGGACACGAAACAAAAUACGAGCUGGUAGCCAAGGAUUUUUCGGAGGCAAUGGUAACUUAUCAAAGCAACCAUUUAUUACUGGAAAAUUUUCACCUACGCGAGGACAAACUGAUAUAUACUAUUUGUAG
This is a messenger RNA of Dentiscutata erythropus, 534 nucleotides long. The record is from the annotation of a GenBank genome assembly. NCBI's taxonomy places the organism in Eukaryota, Fungi, Glomeromycota, Glomeromycetes, Diversisporales, Gigasporaceae.